AUGAUAAUUACAAGAUUUCAUAAAAGCAUUGAACAGUUAAAAUAUAAGGAAGCCUUAAAAUCAAUCUAGCAAGAUGUGAAAACACUUGAAUGGAAAUAUUAUAGUGGGGAAGUAGUAUAACAAAGAGAUAAUUUAUCUUAAGUCGAUAAUUAAUCUUCCAUAAGCAGGAAUAUUACAGUUACAAACUCUAAAUUCGAUGUUGGAGCAUUAAAGGACUUUCAACAGAAUACUCUAAGCAUUAUUCAGGAGUAAAACGAUAAAAAUAAUUCAAUCAUAAAUAGCAAAAAAAUUAGUAGAAAUUAGAGCAUUUUAAAACCAAAUCCUAAUACUCAAGGUGAUUUGCAGUCAAAGUUAGUAAAUCAAGAAUUAAUCAUUAAUAAGAAGCAAGAUUAUCAAACUCUAAGAGAAAACUAAGAAGAUAAGUAUCUUAUAAAGCCAUUACUUAGAUAUCAGACACCUGAUAAAUAAGGAAAGAAAAAAUUCACUCUUAUCAAAACUUAAGAUUUAAUUUCGCAUUCUAAACACGAUAAUUCAGGGUUUAAGAAAAGAAAUAUGCUAGACUUUCCUAAUUAUUCCAAUUAAUCUUAAACUUUACAAUCCUUAGAAACCCCAGAAACACAUCCAUUUUAUGAUGACAUCUAUACCAAAAGACUUUCACAAAAAAAAUAGGCCGCAUUUAUGAGCAAGAUAAUCUCAACUUAAUCCAAUUAUAACCCUUCAACUUUAAGAAUCAUAGAUUAACUUCACAAAUCUUAAGUAGAUUUUCGCAGACUUUUGGCUGUAAAGACAUAUCUUUAUAAUGUAUUAAAAAAUAAAGACGAUAUAAAAGUUGCUGACUUCAAAAAUGCAGUUAAUUCCUUUGCUUAGGGUAUUAAUGAAUCACUAAUAAAAGAAAUUUUAACUUUAAUAAUUAUGCCCAAGGAUAUAGAUCUUGUCGACUUUUACAAAUUCGCAAAUUUAGUAGAAGGUUAUAAUUUAUACCCUGUAAGAGUUUAAAAAUAAAAGAAUGAACCCUCCGAUAUCAAUUUGAUUGCAAUGAAAAAUGAUCCGAUAGAGAGAAAGUUUAGUUCAUCCUAAAAAGAGACAAUUCUGAAAGAGGAAUUGUAUGAAAAAAAGAUGAAGCUCUAAUUAGAAUUUAUAUGGCUUAAAGUAUCCAAUAAAUAUCCAAGUCUCUCUAGCGCUUUUAGAUACUUUGACAGAAAUGGUGAUUCAUAAAUCAAUUUCAUCGAAUUCAGCUAAGCCUUAGAUUCAUUAGGUAUUUAACUAUCAAUUGAUGAUCAGAAAGAAGUGUACAAAUAUCUAGAUCAAGAUGGAGAUUAAACUAUAUCUUUUAAUGAAUUCUGUCGUAUCACUCACACAGAUGGAAUUCUUCAGUAGCAAAAGGAUUCAAGUACCUCAUCUGGGCAAGUAUUGCUAAAGGUAUUAGAAGACACUGAUUCUAAUCCUUAUAGCAUCUAAAAUCAAUAAAAAGGUUAAUUUGAUAAGAGUGAUAUUUAAGAUAAAAGGCGAUAAAAAUAUGCUAAUUAUGAAAAAGUGUGCCCUCUUAUUGUGCAGAAGAGACACUAUGUAAACGAUUAAUAAAACAAACCAUACUAAAUGGAUUCGAUUAUCAAACAUGAAUACCUAAAUACACUAGAUAGAAAUAAAGAAGAAAUUUAAUCACAAGCAGAAGACCUUAACUAUGCAAAAAAUAGAAAGUUAAUUAAAAGAAGUGUUUAAAAUCGUACUUAGGAAUUAAGAUCCAAAUCAGUAGCUAAGAAUAUCAAUCUGAAGGACUAAAUAGAUGACAUUGAGGUGAAGAAAUAGCAUAAAGCCAACACAAACAACAUGAGCUUUCUAGACAUUUAGAAAUCUCAUAGGAAAAUACUUAGAAAUUUAUACUAGACUCAAACUAAUUAGAGUUUAAGCAAGAUCAAUAAUUCAACUCUUUCAUUAACAAUCAACAACAAUAUAAAUUCCAAAAGUCACUUACCUAAAAUAAAUCUUCUUUAAAAGCUAGAUAGCUAUCACCAAAAGAUUAUGAAUGAUUAAUUUGAUCAUUAUGAAUUAAAUGAGUAGAAAAAUAAUCAUAAAUAGGCUUUUGAUAGUUUUGAUCAAGUUUCUGUAGUAUCUAAAAAAGAAAAAGAUGAUCUAUUAAGUAAUUAUUUCAAGGAUAAAAGACUGAUUAGAAAGAAUUAGGCAAAGAAAGACUAGUAAUUUUGA
Stylonychia lemnae is the source of this 2202-nucleotide messenger RNA. The record is from the annotation of a GenBank genome assembly. Lineage: Eukaryota; Ciliophora; Spirotrichea; Sporadotrichida; Oxytrichidae.